Danaus chrysippus (African queen) is the source of this 204-nucleotide messenger RNA. The record is from the annotation of a GenBank genome assembly. NCBI's taxonomy places the organism in Eukaryota, Metazoa, Arthropoda, Insecta, Lepidoptera, Nymphalidae.
AUGAAGUUAACAUUAAAGUUGGUAGUAACUUUACUUAUGUUGAUGGUAGCGUGUGUGAUUUGUGAAGAAGAGGCUACAACUGUGGCUCCUACCACCGGAGAGGAGGAGGAAGAGGAGCCUCCACAGAAGCCAGGCUGUUCCAUCUGGUGCUGGAUUCAGAAGAUUGCCAUGUUCGUUAUAUCGCAAUUGUUAAGCGGCAACUGA